ACAAUUAGCAAUAGUGUUACAGGAGUUGUUCAGAAUUAUAGAAAUUUUAUAGAGUGAAGCAAGAUUCAAAAUGAAUGUCAAUGUAGCCAACAAUUCAUAGUUACUACAGCUAAAUAAGAGUACAGUAACGAUGUGCUUUCCAUAUUACCGAUGAUAGUUCCCUCUUAAAAAUAAAACAGUCAUUGAUUGAGUGUUGAGGCUUAUUUUUAUGACAUGUUGAAUGGUAUAUCAUAAAAACUAAAUGACCGCUAAACAAUUCCAACCUGUAUCACUUUUUCAAAGUAAUGCCGAAUCUCUUUUGGAUCAUGGCCGAAAAAUGUUUAUGACGAUAACGUACAUUUCGAAGAAUAUUUUUAAUUAAAUACCGUAAAUAACUAUUCUGGAUUUAUACCAUGGGGGUUUCUUCAUUCUUCCCCAGUGCCAUUUCCAUGUUACUUAUCUCUGGUAUUGUGUUAUGUUCCGAAGAUGAUUUUUUCAAAUACAACAAAGCAAUAUAUGAAGGUCCUUCCAACAUCACGGUAAUGCAAGGCGAGACUGCUCGCUUUGGGUGUCUUGUUCACAGUGGUAUUGAAGACAUUCGUGUUCAGUGGUCAAUUGAUGGAGUGUUCACUGGAAUUUGGCCACCUCCUCCUGGUCAUACAAGAUUGGGAUUUUCCUAUCCAAAAGAUGGUGACAAGUCUCUUGAUGUGUAUGACAUCGAACUUACCUCCGCGUCCUGGCAAAAACACGAAGGCUUGACAUUUGAAUGCCAAGUCAUUAGCGUUGCGCGAUCCGAUGUCGCAACUCUGACAGUGAUAGUGCCUACGUCUCGACUCGAUAUGAUACCUGCUCCAAAAGAUGGUGUGAUUUUUUCCCCACGAAGAGAUCUUAUAUCUGUAACGUGCGAGACGAAUUAUGCCACGUCGGAAGCUGUUAUAAGCUGGAAGAUAGAUGGAAACGUUCCACACGCUGACGAAGUAUCAACCCGAAAGCUGAACAUAACUUCGAAAAACGGAAAAUCGAAUCUAACCAAAGUUAUCUCUGAAAUAAGUCGACAAAUUAUCAUUUCCGAAAAUUCGACUAAUGUGAAUUUGUCUGAUUACUCCAAAAAAGAGGAAUUAACCAAAAGAAAUGCCAAGGAAACAAUGAUACAAAAUCUAGAAAAAAGACGUUUAUUGGAAAGUAUGUAUGAAUCCGUUUAUCAUGUAACUUGUGAAGCAGAUAGCGAAAACUUGCAGUCUGGCUCGAUCUUACGAAGUUCGGCAUGGAUAGUGGCAGAAAGAAAAGAGUUACUUCAUCACCGUAGUACAGCAAAAAAGGAAACUGUUUAUGAUUACAACAACAUAUUAUAUAUAACGCUUGCAUGUGGCUUACUUCUUGCUGUAGUUAUUUUGGCAAUUGGUUGCUUCGUUAUAAGGAGAUGCCCAAACAGAACAACCAGAAGACCGGCGGAAGAACAAGACGUGACAGCGGGCAAUUCGAAGCUAAUAUACAUACCCGACCAAGGAAUUGCGUCAAGCGUUGGCUCACAAGAUCGUUUCAGCGAUGGCGAUACACUGCGAUCCGGAAGCCAUGUCCAUAUGCUGCACGGGCAAGCUGAUGUAACAGAAGGCGUAAGAUGUAACGUCCCAACUUUUGAUACGUUUGCUCGGGGCGAUGGACUUCUAUCGACAUUAGAAUCAGAAGGGCGCGACCAGAGCAAAAGAUCAAUUGACGGAUCCAUGAAAUCGGAAUCAUCAUCCACCAUUAGAAAUUCGACAUUAAGAGAAGAAAUGACCAAUUUUUUGUCAAGGCAAUAUUCAGAACCUCCCGGUAGAAGAGAUCGUUUUAUAUUAGGUGCAAGUUCCCAGAACACACAAUCUGACACAAAACAGCAAAUGGUUUACACUAUUCCGAGAUCACGUGGUUCCAAUUUUUUUCUCGACCCGCCCUCACAACAGCCUUCUCAGCUCCAUCACAAAUUUGAUCGUUUGGGAGCAGAAUUAUAUAAAAGCGCUUAUGGGAGUCUACCACGCCAAAGGUAUUCAGAUAAAAGAGGAAUGCAAGAAUUCUCGCUAGAAAAUGUUGAUAAGGAAUGUGCUAUAAUGGCUAACUCAACCAAUAUCGACGACUUGCCGCUACCUCCUCCACCGCCUCUUCCUGAAGUUGCCCCGAGCGAUACAUCAACAGAAAUAAGUCAUCUUCCACCACCAAUGCCUGUGUUAGGAGAUCUUUCUUGUGUUGUGUUACCAGAUGAUCUAUAUCCAACACUCACUCGCUAUGAACCGACGUACAACUUAGUCUACGGAUCUAGCUACAAUUCUACGGCGGAUGGAAAUCAAGUGAGCGUGAGGCAUAAUUCAGAAACAUCACCUGGAAGUAGUGCUUCUGGAAAAGAAUUGUCCUUACCUACUGGGCGUUAUCGACAGGUACCAUCCUCGCUCGUUUAGAUUUUAGAACCUGCGACUGGAUAUCAUGACUGCCAAAUUGAAUGUAAGAUCAAAGACACUUUUAUUGAUGCCUAAUACCAAUCUGACAUGCUAUUGUGACAGACUUUUGAAUUUCCCCACGUGAUAGUAAAAGGAAUAAUAUGUUAAAACUCGUAAAGCUGUUCAUUUCAUACAAUACGUCUCUUGUCUGUUUUUCAUUGGUUAUAUCACUGCAAAUCAUCUUAAUCAUGUAAAUUACCAUGCUGUCGAUCUUGACAAUUGUCGUUUUAGCCAAAAUUGUGCCAAUCAAGUUUCUUUAUUUUUCAUGUUUACCUUCACUUUUGCCUUCUGUAUAUUGGUUCCGGGACAAAGGUAUAGAUUUACACAGAAUACUCUCUUCUGCAUGUACAUCUGAAUUUUUUCCAUUACUUUACCAGUGUGAAUUAAAGUUCUGCUUUC
Messenger RNA from Styela clava, 2846 nucleotides. RefSeq lists its product as uncharacterized. NCBI's taxonomy places the organism in Eukaryota, Metazoa, Chordata, Ascidiacea, Stolidobranchia, Styelidae. The record is from RefSeq and is a predicted model, not a curated record.